Messenger RNA from Pseudoliparis swirei, 3985 nucleotides. It is a transcript of the gene rgma, whose product is annotated as repulsive guidance molecule BMP co-receptor a. Gene Ontology annotation, cellular component: plasma membrane. Lineage: Eukaryota; Metazoa; Chordata; Actinopteri; Perciformes; Liparidae. Gene Ontology annotation, molecular function: coreceptor activity. The record is from RefSeq and is a predicted model, not a curated record. The coding region runs from base 444 to 1790 and encodes 448 amino acids. The transcript is spliced from 4 exons. Gene Ontology annotation, biological process: BMP signaling pathway.
AGCAGCUUCGCCUCGGGGCUCUCUCUCUCCCUGACGUCGAACAUAACUAACACUUUGGAUUCAACGCGCGGAUGGGGGCAAUUACUGGACUUGAUGUCUCCUUUCCGAUCGACCGAUAGUCAAAUGAGUUAAACCAUGGCUGCAGACAUUUGAGUCCCCCGGGUGCGCGAGAAGUGUCUUUUUUUAAAUGAAUCCCAACUAAAAAGAAGAAUUAGAAGAAAAGAAAAACUUUCAUUUCACGGAGACGAAGAUCGGUGGACAUCAUGUGCAGAUUUGCGGAUUUAACACUCAGAAAGCCAGUGAGUGCGUUUGAUUUCGGAUUACAGUGACACACUGGACGAGUUUCUCUUCCAGAGGGAUAUUUGUUUUUCGGAGUCUGCUCUCUCUCGCUCCUGGUCGCUGUCCUGCGGGUUCCUGCAGGACUCCCGAGUCGUGGAGAGCCCAUGCAGUCGCCAAGGGAGAGGAGUGAAGUGCGACCCCGAGCUGGAUGGAUGGUUAUGGGGAAAAGAGGAAGACCCUCGGCGCCUGACGUGUGCAGAGUCCUCGCGGUGUUCCUCUCGCUCUUCCCCUCCGUGAGUCUGCAGUGCAAGAUCCUCAAGUGUAACUCCGAAUUUUGGGCCUCCACCUCAAGCUCUGGACCCGAGGAGGAGUUUUGCACAGCACUGCGAGCGUACAACGGAUGUGUGCGGCGGACUGCGCGAACCUGCAGGGGCGACUUGGCCUACCACUCCGCCCAGCAUGGCAUCGAGGAUCUAAUGAGCCAACACAACUGCUCCAAGGAGGGGCCGACAUCCCAACCACGUGCCCGCAUACCUCUUCCUCCUCCGCCGCUCCUGCCUGACAGCCAGGAGCGCUCCGAUGGCCCGGAGGUCUGCCACUAUGAGCGGAGUCUUCUUCGCAACACAGCGCCGCCCAACUACACCCACUGUGGCUUCUUUGGAGAUCCACACCUCCGAACAUUCGGUGACGACUUCCAGACAUGUAAGGUGGAAGGAGCCUGGCCGCUCAUUCACAACAAAUACCUGUCGGUCCAGGUGACCAACACUCCUGUGGUGCCCGGGUCUUUGGCCACCGCCACAACCAAGCUGACGAUCAUCUUCAAGAAUUUCCAGGAAUGCGUGGACCAGAAGAUGUUCCACGCGGAGACGGAUGAGCUGCCGGCUGCGUUCGCAGACGGCUCCAAGAACGGAGGGGAUCGGCACGGAGCGAACACCCUGCGCGUCGUGGAGAAGGUUCCCGGGCAGCAUGUGGAGAUUCAGGCCCGGUACAUCGGAACAACCAUCGUGGUCCGGCAGGUCGGCCGCUACCUGACCUUUGCCGUGCGCAUGCCGGAGGAAGUGGUGAACUCGGCGGAGGAAGGCGAUAACCAGGACUUGUACCUGUGUCUUCACGGCUGUCCGGCCAACCAGCGCAUCGACUUCAGAAACUUCAAGACUCGAGCGGCGGAGGCCCAAAGCGCCGGCCGGACCCGGGGCGGCCCGGCGGCGCACGGGUUUACCUACCAGUCGGCCAAGGCCAAGUGCAAAGAGCGGCUCCCGGUGGAGGACCUGUACUUUCAGUCGUGCGUGUUCGACCUCCUCUCCUCUGGAGACAUCAACUUCACCAUGGCCGCCUACUACGCCUUGGAGGAUGUGAAGAUGCUCCACUCAAACAGCGAGCGGUACCACAUCUUUGAAAAGGACACUCUCAUGAGUAAUUCAGGCCAGAAGGGCAAAGGCCUUCGGUCCCUCCUCUUCCUCAACGUCCUGGCGGUCUUCCUGUGGGUUGAAUGUUGCACAGUUCAUCUCUAGUUGCUUGACCACAGUCUCUUCAUGGUGUAUCUGUCUGUGAGUGUUUUGAGUCCCAUUGCCACGUCGUACAUUGGCUCUGGUUCUGUGACUUGACUGGUGGCUUGCCAGUAGGGUCCUCCCAGCCCAGAGUCUCAUUUUAGUAGGAUCGUCACGUCUCGACUUUGGUCUCAUGACACGUCGAGGUCACCGUGCUCCCACCUAUCAUCACAUGUGUUUAGCUGGUUCAGAGGAUUGGUCUUUGAUGAGAGCAGCGCUGAGAGAGCCCAGCUGCCCCGGAGCUCAGGAUAUCCACCUCGGAUUAAAUCCCACAUUCUCACCGGGCCCGCAUGCCUCUGGGAAAGCCGGACAAGAUGAUCUUUUGCAGAAAGAAGAGUUUGCUGAUCCUCCGCUCCUGAUCCACUCAUUGGUGCCGAGCCAGUGAAGCUCUGCGUGGCUCAUGUGGCGAAGCGAGAGGACCUGACAGGAGCUUUUGUCAACCGAAGGCCAGAAGCAGCUCUAUGUUUGAUUAGUUUCCAGCUUCGGAAAAGCCGGAGCCUUUUGGAAGAAGCACUCAGCCAAAAGGAUCUCAGAGCAGCGUCUCCAGUUGUCUGCUGUGGAGAUUAAUGGGUCACAUUGUAAUACAAUUGUGUGUCUGUGUGAGUGUGUGUGUGUGUGUGGGUGGGUGUGCAUUAGUCAGAUGUGUGUGCAGAACUCUGCAUCUGUGGUUAAUUUAGUGUGUUUGUGGGUCCAGGAGAAAUCUUUCCCAUGUCUGUGGAACCCAACAUUUUAGAAAUAGAAAAGAUGAGGCGCUUCAAAAAUCUGUCGAUAGUCUUCAGCCGCCUAGGAGCGGAUUUUAUUAAAAAGAUCUCUUUUCAGUGUCAUACAGACGACUUCCACCCCAUCGGUCGGGUGCUGGUCAGACGGUGUUUCGUAUUUUUACGUCUGUAAAGUGAAUGUAACAAGAAAAGCAAAAGAACAACGUUAGCUGAGGACUCGUAGCGUUUACAGAAUGUAGAUCAACCCGUCGCACUUCGAGGGCUCUUCAAGAGCAUUUAGUGACUUUAACUCUCCAUUUCAAGUCUGUGGUGUCGAUACUGUUGGUCGUAGCUGUCGAGACGUCGCCGUUAGUCAGUUUAGCAUUUUCUGGACUGCCAGUGUGCUGACCUUGUGCAUAAAUGAUAAGCAUAUGGCAGGAGACGUGACUUUAUGGCUUAAGUCGUUGCCAAAGAACAAGCCCAUGUGCCAACAUUUCCCUCACAGCUGAAUUUCCAUCUUUCAGUGUUUAACAAUUCACAUUCGGGGGAUUCUUAACUGUACAUAUAACCUGUGUGUGUUGGUGAAGUUUGCAUUACAGUAACACUGUAAACCAGCAUUUAGUUUUGGUUUUAGCUGUCGCACCUUUUGCUUUUCUUGUGUUUCAUGAUAACUUUCCAUUUGAACUCUGGCGCUCAGCUGCAGCAUCUGGUAAUGUGCAAGUCAUCCAUGUAGAUCCAGUUACUCCUCUGGCACAGUUUUACGGCCAUUUAUCCUUUUACACUGAAGUAUUUGGCAGGCCUUACUACUGCUAUUUGGAACAUGUAAUGGUGCAGCCGGACGGCAACAAAAAAGUCAAACAAACAAAUGAUUGUAAUGUUGAAUCUUGUGUUAAUAGAUAUCAGUUGUGUUGUGACUUUUACAGUAUAUGGUUCUACAUUUGAAAUGUGAGGUUGUACAUAUGUUUUGUGAGUUUAAAUUUGUAUAUUACCAGUUGUGUUUUGGAUUUAUCACUCCUGUUUUUGUACAUUUUGGUGAAUGUGAACCUUUUAUGAUUUGAAAAAGGGAUUUCUUGCAAAAACAUGAACGGCACAGAACAAAAUAUUCUUUACGAUAUAAAGUAUACUCCCCUGUUCUGUGUGGAGUAAGUGAGACACUGCUGGUUGUCAUCACUUUAAAUAACACGUGCUGAAUGCAGUCCACAUCAUCUAGAAACUGAAUGUAGAACGUGUUCUGUGCCGUUCAUGUUUUUGAGUUUAAAGCACUUUAUGUUUUCUUUACCAUUUAGCUUAUUUGGUUUGAAUUUCUGUGUCAGACUUGUAAUGGUAGAAAAGAGUUUAAAAAAAAUAUUGCUCAAUGGGAAAAGCCAGAAAGAUCAAACUGUAAGUAGAGCAAAUGUGGUGCCACACGCCAGCUGUUUAUAAUGUAAAUUAUUUAUUGAAUAAAAGAAAAUGUCUUGUUAA